CAACAAGAGUGAAUUCGUGUCCACUACGGAUAGUAGUGGUACGAAUAAAGCAGUGUACGCGCUAGACUGUGAGAUGUGCGUAACUGUCAAUGGGUACGAGUGCUGUCGGGUAACCGUCGUGCGAGAAGACUACUCCAUCGAAUACGAGACGCUCGUCAAGCCGCACGACAUGAUCAUCGAUUACGUGACCAAACAUAGUGGAAUCGACGAGGAAAUUAUGGAACAGGGACCUAGCAAGUCUUUGCGAGAGGUUCACAGUGAUUUGCUGGAGCUCAUAAAAGAAGACACAAUUUUGAUUGGGCACAGCAUCGGCAACGAUUUAAAGUCGCUAAAGCUCAGCCACGACAAGCUUGUCGACACAGUCAUCGUUUUCCCACACUCAAAUUCCUUCAAAAGAAAUUCUCUGUGGUGGUUGGCGAGAAGGUUCCUCGAUCAGAGCAUCCAAGACGGAGAUGGACAUGACAGCGCAGAAGACGCCCGUACCUGUAUGAAAUUGAUGCAGUACAAAGUGGGACUUCAUGAAGAAUUUUUAGAUCAAAUGUAGCUAUUUUAAGACAAAAGACGAAAAUUUUUAAACUGAGCGUUGAUUAGUAUUCUUAAAAUUAUUCUUAUUCUGUUUUUAUACUUUUUAAACUACUUUUCUGUAUUAUAUUUGCAUGUUUGGAA
Molecule: messenger RNA, 666 nt
Organism: Cloeon dipterum
Lineage: Eukaryota; Metazoa; Arthropoda; Insecta; Ephemeroptera; Baetidae
Exons: 3
Coding region: 74-544 (156 amino acids)
Cellular component (GO): nucleus
Molecular function (GO): exonuclease activity; nucleic acid binding
Source: RefSeq, a predicted model, not a curated record